Messenger RNA from Opisthocomus hoazin, 1579 nucleotides. NCBI's taxonomy places the organism in Eukaryota, Metazoa, Chordata, Aves, Opisthocomiformes, Opisthocomidae. The record is from RefSeq and is a predicted model, not a curated record.
AUGUCGUCCUGGUUGGGGGCGAGGGGCGAUGUGGGGAGGCAAAGAAAGCUGAUGGAAUGGUUAGGCUGUGCAGGUGGCUUUUUGCCUGCUAUGAAACAGAUUGGGAAUGUGGCUGCGUUACCUGGCAUUGUUCAUAGAUCAAUAGGCCUUCCAGAUGUCCAUUCUGGAUAUGGGUUUGCCAUUGGCAACAUGGCUGCCUUUGAUAUGAAUGAUCCUGAAGCAGUGGUUUCACCAGGUGGUGUCGGAUUUGACAUCAACUGUGGUGUCCGCUUACUUCGUACAAAUUUGGAUGAAAGUGAUGUGCAGCCUGUGAAGGAGCAGCUCGCCCAGGCUAUGUUUGACCACAUUCCUGUUGGUGUCGGCUCCAAGGGUGUUAUCCCCAUGAAUGCCAAGGAUUUGGAAGAGGCACUGGAGAUGGGUGUGGAUUGGUCUCUCCGGGAAGGCUAUGCCUGGGCAGAGGACAAGGAGCACUGUGAGGAAUAUGGAAGAAUGCUGCAGGCUGACCCCAACAAGGUCUCCUCAAGAGCGAAGAAGAGAGGUCUGCCUCAGCUGGGGACCCUGGGAGCUGGAAAUCAUUACGCCGAGAUCCAGGUUGUGGACGACAUUUACAACGAAUACGCUGCCAGGAAGAUGGGCAUCGACCACAAAGGGCAGGUCUGCGUGAUGAUCCACAGUGGCAGCAGAGGCCUGGGCCACCAGGUUGCCACAGAUGCCUUGGUGGCUAUGGAAAAAGCUAUGAAACGGGACAAAAUCAUAGUGAAUGAUCGCCAGCUGGCGUGUGCCAGGAUUUCCUCUGCAGAGGGACAGGAUUCUAUGACUUUUCUAACAAGACAGGCCUUUGCCAAAGUCUUCAACACAACCCCAGAUGACCUUGAUAUGCAUGUUAUCUAUGAUGUGUCUCACAACAUUGCCAAAGUGGAGCAACAUGUAGUGGACGGAAAGGAGCGGACUCUGCUCGUGCACAGAAAGGGAUCAACCAGGGCCUUCCCCCCUCACCACCCUCUUAUCGCUGUUGAUUAUCAACUGACUGGACAGCCUGUUUUGAUCGGCGGGACUAUGGGCACCUGUAGCUACGUUCUUACUGGCACAGAGCAAGGCAUGACGGAGACCUUUGGAACUACUUGCCAUGGAGCCGGUCGUGCACUGUCUCGAGCCAAAUCUCGACGUAACUUGGACUUCCAGGAUGUAUUGGACAAGCUGGCUGACAUGGGCAUUGCCAUCCGUGUUGCUUCUCCCAAGCUGGUCAUGGAAGAAGCACCAGAGUCUUAUAAGAACGUGACAGAUGUCGUUAACACCUGCCACGCAGCUGGCAUCAGCAAGAAAGCCAUUAAACUGAGACCUAUUGCUGUUAUAAAAGGCUAGGAACUGACAAGGGCAGUAGAAACGCACGAACAUCUCCAGGCCUUACACAAAACUGACUAGAACCAUCAUCUUCCCACACCUCUUGGACUCUGUAGGAUGCUCAGAUAUUGGAUCCCUGUUCUGGAAACACAGCAGUUGAGGACACCCCUGUUUUUAACCACUCCUGGGCAUAAUUAAUGCCCCCGCUUUCCUCCUUGUUAUAUGGUGUUCUUUCCUU